Danio rerio (zebrafish) is the source of this 909-nucleotide messenger RNA. It is a transcript of the gene hoxc1a, whose product is annotated as homeobox C1a. Gene Ontology annotation, biological process: system development; animal organ development; regulation of transcription by RNA polymerase II. NCBI's taxonomy places the organism in Eukaryota, Metazoa, Chordata, Actinopteri, Cypriniformes, Danionidae. Gene Ontology annotation, cellular component: nucleus. Gene Ontology annotation, molecular function: DNA-binding transcription factor activity; sequence-specific DNA binding; DNA-binding transcription factor activity, RNA polymerase II-specific. The record is from RefSeq and is marked provisional.
AUGAAUUCUUAUCAUGGGUUCAGGGACACAACGUCACUUUUCAUCAAGGGCUAUCAUGCUACUGGAGUAAUGCGUCUGCAUCAGGACCACGGAUCAACUGCUGACUUCCCAAGCAGGGAGGAUGUCAACAACGAGGCGGAUUUUCUUCAAUAUCAUUUCACGAAUCUCUGUGCCACGGCCACAGGCGCGUGCUCAAAGCCCUGUGAAGACCCUGGCCGUGCUAACUCUACCAGACCCCCCUUCCCCCAAAAUCAAGAUUUCUAUAGACCAGUGCACCCCAAUCGACCCCAAGUCCCCUCCUUCCAAAGCUGUCGUGAGCAGGGUCUCUCCAGAAAGGGCUUCUCGCCUUCAUCAGACACUUUCAGAACUUUCUCCAGCGCGCACUGUGAACUCGGCCCUGUCAACAACACACAGACCGAAGUGCGCACAUACGACGGCCCAGUGCGUCACUCCGCAGUGGAGGAUGAUAAUACUGGACACGGGGCUCUAAACACGUUAAACGAGACUUUACACAGUGGAAAGACAUUCGAAUGGAUGAGAGUGAGGAGAAAUCAGUCCCGUGCAGCUAAGAUACAACUGGGAAAAUGCUCGGACCGGGAGCUGAAGACGAACCACGGACGAGAUUCUGACGAGGACACUUCGAGUGGAGGCUCGCGAACUAAUUUUACAACGAAACAACUCACAGAACUUGAAAAGGAGUUUCAUUUCAACAAAUAUCUGACUCGAGCCAGACGGAUAGAGAUCGCAAACCCUCUCCAGCUGAGCGAAACACAAGUGAAGAUCUGGUUUCAGAACAGACGCAUGAAACAGAAGAAAAUGCUGCGGGAAGGCCUAGCUCAAGGAUUAAUGCUGAUUUCUGGAUGUGAUGAGGACUCGAAAAAAAGUGACACUUGUUCAUCUCCUGAUUAA